AUGGAUGAUAGAACCAACGUUUCAAAGUUUUGGGAAGAUAAUUAUUGCAUAGAAAAAGACACGAAAGAUUUAAAUUGUCCAACCCCAGAGGAAGUAUUUUCUCAUUUCCAACAAACCAGUCAAGCGAGACACCUUAGCUUGGAUUCAUUCAAGGUUAGUUUUAGUUUUAACAGCUUUAUCAUCGUAUAAAUAUUAACAGAUGAACUCCAACAGAGCAAAGCCCCAAUUGAACUUCGCAGACUACAACUACAGUUAAGAUUUAUGUAAAAUAAAUGAGACAUGCGGUUCUGAUAGUGUCAUGACGGUUUAGAUACUGUUGAAUCGCCUCUACAAAUUAGGAUAAACUAAGUACAAGUUGGUAAUUCAUAUAAAGAGUCAAACUUUAUAGGUAAUGGCUAAGUACAAGUUGGUAAUUCAUACAAAGAGUCAAACUUUAUAGGUAAUGGGCUUUAAUAGCCCUUUUGAAAGCUAAAUUAGUAUCUGUCUCUUUAAUUUCCCUAGCAAGGGAAUUCCAUGCUCUAACAACCCUAGGAAAAUACGAGUUAUUGAAGUAAUUCGUCCUAAAUUUAAAUUCUACAAAGUUAUUAGGAUCAUGCGAUCUAAUUAAGUACUUAGUCUCGGGUUUUCUUUGAACAAAAAUGUCUAAGUUUAAGUGAUACUGCCCAAGUACACAUUUGUGGAAAAAAACUAAAUCGCAUAUAUCUCGGCGGUACUCAAGAGGAAGUAAUUUAAGUUUCGAUAACCUUCCUUUGUAUGUCAUGUCUUUAGGAUAAACUUAGUUGCACGCCAUUGUACGUUUUCGAGGAGCAGUUUUGAUUGACCUGGAUUGGUGACAACAGCUGAGAGCAAUUCUCAAGCUGUGGUAGGACCAAUGAACAGUAUAAAGUAAAGUCUUCCUUGUAUCGGGAUCUUUCAAAUCUUUGCAUACACGUUUAAUCACACCGAGAACUUUGUUUGCCUUUGAAGUAAUGUUGGAAAUGUGCAAACAAUUCAAAUAAUCAGAAACAAUGAUUACAUAGGUUACAUCAUAUAUAUCAUAUACUUACUGAAAUGUCAUCUUUAAUUAACUUGUUUUGGAAGUACACGUCCUACAAGAGAAAAAAAAAAUGAAAAAUAUAUCCAUUGUUUUGGAAGUACACGUCCUACAAGAAAAAAAAAAUGAAAAAUAUAUCCAAAACAAUUCAUCCAAGUCCAUUUUCAAACUUGCAUGGUCAAUUAAGCAUGAACUUGCAGACUAGUUAGUAACGAGAGGCUAGAUGGGAGUUUACACUUGGAAUUUAUGGCAAGAAUAUAAUCGUAACAUAAUUAUUUUUAAUUACUUUUGUAUAUAGGUCAUCACAUGUGAUCUGGGAAAAGGAAUAAAACUGAACAAGAAACGACGUAAGAAUCAAAAACGGUUUUAUAAUGUAACUUCAAAGAGACCAAGAAUUGAAACAGAGGAUGUGGAUGAUACAAGCCAAUUAAAUACUGUACAUGAUGACAUUGAAACUACCUGCAGUAAGGUAGAUAAUCAAUUACUUGACAGCUAUCUACAACACCAAGAGGAAAUGCAAAUCCAGGCAAAAACUUCAUCGGCAUUGAAAGAAAAGAUAAAAGCACCUUCAACAAGAAAACAGAUGUUUGACGUUUUGAAAGGUAAAGGUUUAUACAAGAAAUUUCCUCAAAGUCAUUUCAAGAAAUUCGAAAGAUGGCUGAAAUCCCCUUCUGGUGGACAACUAAAGUGCACAGAGCAAAUUGUUAGCGAAGUUAACAGGUAAUUAUAUGUACAUAUACAGCAUAGAUAUUCAAAGCAUAAAAAAUUUAUAACAACAUAUUGAACGCUCUCUGGUUUAAAAUAUUUAACAAGUUUUCUGCUGCAGCCUUCAAUGUGCAAUUUACAGUGAGAUGUGACAACGGUUUAGAAUAACAUAUACUGACAAAAACUGAAGGCUACAUACUAGCUGGCAGCGGAAUUUAGCUAAUUAAAUAUUUUAAACCAGAGAGCGUCCCAUGAAAGCAAGCAAUUAAUUCCAUUUCUAUAUAUAGGUACCUGUAUUUUUGCAACCGUGAGAAAGCAACAUGGAAACAUUUACUCGAUCAGAAACUGUUUAACAAUUAUUUGAUUCUAACCAAAGAAGCGGGCCUGGGGCCGGACGGUCUAAAAACAAAGGUUGAAAGAGUUACAAUUGCACUUAAAUUUCUUGCCCAUAAAAAAACAAAGCUUCGUCAAAAGUGUGAUAGCAAAAUAGCCGAGUACAGGGGAUGGAUGAAACCAUUAGCAAAACAAAAGAAAGUUUUGCGAAUGAAAAACUCGUGGCGUGAUGAAUUGUGUGGUUUCAACUUAAACAUGGAGGAUCUCGACACCGCUAUUUCAGAAGAGACAAUAAACCGGUUUAUUAUGAUCAUGAAAAAGGCAAUGUCAAAUGAGAAAUUAACCCAAGAGGAAUAUCGUGUCAUCGUCGACACAAUUAUAACAAUAACAAUAACACAAGAAAGUGCAAUAAGGCCCGGAGCUUUUCAGUUCAUGACCUUAACGGAACUAAACAAUCCUGUCAUAUAUAUAUCACCUACCGAUGGAACAAUAUACAACAUUGUCUUCGUUCUGAACCACAAAACAUUCGCGACACAUGGCCCUCUCGGUGUACCCUUUGCCGAAACAUCGUGGGUCCAGUUGCACAACUACUUGAAGUAUGUCAGACCACAGGUGAAACCACAGUUACCACACCAGGAACUUGUAUUCUUGAAUGCGUCUGGAACCAUGAUAACCAAACCUGGAAUGGCAGUGACAAAAGUGACUAAAAUGCAUGACAAACACAUUACGACAACAAAGAUUCGACAUGCCAUAGCAACCGCUGGUAAUGAACUCUUGACAGACGUUGAAAGGAGGGCAGUUGCGAAGGGCAUCGGCCAUACCAUGGAGGUACAUAAUAAAGUAUACACUGACUUGACCAUUAAAAAUGUACAUGCAAGUAUCGAAGGGCAGAAAAAACUCCAUAAUAAAAAAAGCCGUAAGACUCUAUGA
Paramuricea clavata is the source of this 3001-nucleotide messenger RNA. NCBI's taxonomy places the organism in Eukaryota, Metazoa, Cnidaria, Anthozoa, Malacalcyonacea, Plexauridae. The record is from the annotation of a GenBank genome assembly.